AUCUAUAUAUAUAAAAAUGGAUUUCCGUCUGUCUGUCUGUCUGUCUGUCUGUCUGUCUGUCUGUCUGUCUGACCGCUAUGCAUUCGGAAACUACUGAACCGAUCGGUGUGAAAUUUUGCAUGUGGGUAUUUUUGGGGCCGAGGAAGGUUCUUAGCUUGGUGCGGGACCUCUCCGGUCUCUGGAACGGGGGGCUCCCAUACAGAUGACUUAGCGGGGGACGUCCCUAUUGAGCUGUACGUCAAAAAACACAGUAGGCAGGCAGUACGACGUUUACCGGGACAGAUAAUGACACAACAUGACUCUAACGGACCGAGAGAAAAUGAUCGCAAUUACUUCAAUUAUGAUGGCCGUCGGACGAGUGCCAUAUGAUGAUUGGGCUGCUGCGGGAUCAUUGCCGGGAAUUCCGGAGGCUGGGGAUCAUAUGCAAGUGGGUCAAGCAAGGCAAGAGGCGUCCGGUGGCCCUGAUUCAGUUGGCUUCACACAUAGGUCUGUGUGCUAUGUUAUGCUGAUUCGGCUAUGCGAAAUGCAGAGGAUCUCAUUGGAGCUGGGGGACCUUCUGAAUGACCCGGCCAUAGUCAAGGUUGACGUUGACUCACUGAAAGAUAAUAGAUUUCUGAAGAGCGACUACAACCAGAAGGCGGAGAGCACGCUGGAUCUGUGGCACCUGGUCGAUCGAUGCGGAGAGUCGAGUCCCUACGAAAUGGCAAAACUGGCCGAGAAAAAGCUUGGCGUCAAACUAGACAAAUACUGGCGUAUCAGGAUUUCAAACUGGGAAAAUACACAGCUCUCGAAACGCCAGAUUAGAUGCGCAGCCAGCGAUGCCCAUAUGACGGUGGAGAUGUUUCGGACGUUUGCCAAAAAGGCUGUUCCGCGAUCAAUAUUUGCCAGCCAAAAACCUGGCUCACAACGACCAUCGGCAGCUGGAAUGUUUCUUCAACCAGAGGUUCCGCGACAGAUUCGUGGCAAGUGACAAUUCGAAGAGCCAGGGUAAAAAUAAGACGCUGGAUGUAUCCAUCGACGCCAAACGCACGAUAGCGACCCGUGCCAAACCGCUGUACGACAAUUAUCUCAUGUAGGCCUAGGAGGUGCUGAGCACGUGCGAUCACAAGAAAGCCAAAUGGUACAUCAAAAAAGAGCUGGCGGAAAUCGUAAUUGAUCAGUCGACUUAUACUAUCCGUCUUAAGUUCGAACCAAAGGGCACUAGGAAUAGAUAAAUGACCCAAUUUUGUUAGUCCCUUUUGGGAGCACGGUAUUUGCUUUCCUUGAAAAGACGGGCCGGGGCAGGUUCCUAGCAUGGUUUGAGACACCUUCCCCUCCGUGCGAUGACCUUAAGCACUUUUGAUAAGACGCCGUCCACAAAUUACGUAACGCUCUAGGGGGAGUAUGGGAGGUACAGUCGAGCAUUACGGACCAUACAAAAUGUUUAGGAUUUUCAUACAAAAAAUCUACUGAAAAUACUUCAAAUAGUCUACUAUCCGGAAUUUUGGUUCCCAUUAUGCCAUUUGCCCAAAUAGAUCAUUACAUAGGACCACGAAAACAUAUUUUUCUUAAGUUUUGGAAACUCAUUCCUCUAGGGAUUGCUUUUAAAAUUCCUCCACGAAUUCUUUUAGAAAUACCUCCAGGAUUUCUAUAGAGAUUCCUCCAGGGAUUCAUCCAGGCAUUCCUUCAGGAUUUAAUUCUGGGACUCCACCAGAAAUACCUUUAAGAAUUCCACCAGGAAUUACCACAGGAAUUCCAGCAGAUAUCAACUCAGGAAUUCCUGCAGAAUUUAACUCAGCAAUUCUGGAUUUCAUCCAGGCGUUUCCUCCAGGAUUGCCACCAAGAAUCUCCUCUCCUCUUCUUGG
Molecule: messenger RNA, 1844 nt
Organism: Aedes albopictus (Asian tiger mosquito)
Lineage: Eukaryota; Metazoa; Arthropoda; Insecta; Diptera; Culicidae
Product: exonuclease 3'-5' domain-containing protein 2-like
Exons: 2
Coding region: 296-970 (224 amino acids)
Biological process (GO): nucleobase-containing compound metabolic process
Cellular component (GO): cytoplasm; nucleus
Molecular function (GO): 3'-5' exonuclease activity; nucleic acid binding
Source: RefSeq, a predicted model, not a curated record